CUGGGCUCACGUUGUAUUUUUGCAGAUGGAGCCUGGAGCAGGACGAGAGGAGCAGUGGCCGCUUCGCUUCCUGCCCGUCGCCCUGUUGUUCCCCCUCUCUGCUGAGACUCCCCUCAAACAUGGCCCACACACCCUGAAGCCCACCGAGGAGCUCACCGUCAUGCGUGAUUGGGCUGAGGAGUGAAGCACAUUCCUGGAGGAGCCGAGGGUUGCUGUCUUAAGCUUAUGAGAAACCAUCCUGCUCACACCAUGCCCGUCAAGAUGGCUUCCAUCUAUUCUUCCCCUCACUGGAAUGACCUGGGACAAGGAUGUGUGUUGCCAUGGUGAUCAUUUAUAAGAAAACACUGGAAAAGAAGGGGGCCGACGAUGUGAGAUCCAAAAGGACCGAUUUGGGCUCGUUCCAGGCACAGACCAUGAGCCAGGGGACGGCACUUUUCUCUUGUGGACUCAUGGAGACCAGUCGGUGGCACGAGGUGGGUCAUAGCUGUGCUAUACAGCAGAGGCCAGUAGGAACCAGCCUGGAGAGCCUGUGGGAUGUCCUGCCUGAGGUGCACAAGAGUUCAGCCCACUGGGAGUGGGAUGUCGGCUCCACUUCAAGCACAAUCAGCAGCUUGCUGCAGGACCUUAGCCUGACUGAGGCCGCAGCGUCACACUCGACUGCGCCUCCCAGCAAGCGGCAGUGCCGGUCCCUGUCUUGCUCAGAUGAACUCGGUGGUUGCCGUUCUACCUGGCGCCCUCAGGGCUCUCGUGUGUGGACGACAGUGGAGAAGAGGAGGUGCCACAGCGGCGGCAGCGUUCAGCGCAGCAUUGUUGGCAACGUGCAGCUCGGCUUCCCAGCCAUGCAGCGUAGCUCCAGCUUCAGCCUGCCGGCCCGCUCCAACACCCUGGAGCUGCCCUGCUUCUCCCAGCGUCUCCCCUGCCCCUCAGCUUUCACUGGCCUGACACCCUCCUCCUCCAUGCCCCUAUCCCCAGAGCCCCCAGUGCAGCCCCUCUACCUCUCUCAUGAACAGAUCUGCCUUCCCGAGCCCUGUGGACCCUCUCCACUCAGCUCCCCGGACUCCACUCCAGAGCUGGAGCGUCGUGGUGGACAGGGGGGUCUCCCUCGCAGUCGCUCACAGCCUUGUGUCCUCAACGACAAGAAGAUCGGUGUGAAGCGCAGGAGACCAGCUGACACACACAAACAGAGGCCUUCACUGGAUCUGGCAAAGAUGACCCAGAAACUUCGGAAUUUCCACAGCCUUAGCUGCCCCGGAAUCACAGGCGAAGACAGCUGCGAGUCCAGCCAGGCCCCCCCCACCCUCAUGAGCAGCGCUCAGCAGGCAAAUGGUUGUCAGCCUGAGACCAAAGAGGGUGAGACAACCGGGAACAUGCCGUCGGACCCCACGAUUGAGGAAGUGGAGUGGAACUCCACAGACUGCGGGGAUGUAACACCGGGAACGACCAACGGGAAGGACAAUGAGCCUCUGUGGGCGGAGCUGUGCAGCAUGAGGAAGGACAUGUACCAGCUCGGAGGCGAGCUCGACAUUGAGCAAAUUGAGAGGAACUGAGCGGCGCUGCCUUCCUCAUGGGGGAAGCUAAUUUAGGGGACUGAAAGUUUAUCACCAGAUGGUACGGUGAACAGUACUGAUAGUCUUAAGGACAACGCGAGUGGAAAAACGAAUGCAGAUCCAGCACUUGUCUUUUUUCUUAAGUAGAGAUUGAGCAGAAGCCUUUUUUUGGAUAAAGGACUAUUUUUGGGGACUUGCUGUCGUCAGACGCUGCCCCCCCCCCCCACCUGCCCUCACUGUGCAGUAACUCAACUGUGUCUCAGGAGAACAAGGAAGUCAGGAUGUUGGGUUCUGGUGAACAGUACAGAACUGAUGAAUAUGAAAAUGUUGAAAUAAUGUUGGCUCAGAGACUGGGGUCUUUAACAUUUCUCCGUAAGCCUGAUUACCUUCACUGUACUACGUCUGGAGAGAAUUCACAGCAGGUUUGUACAAAUUCUCUGCACUAGAAAGGGUGUCCCCGACGUUCUUCACUAGUACGAGGUACAUGAUGGACUGACGAGGAGACAUCUUCCAAGAGCUACUGCUAGCAAAGCCCCAGUCACGUCCCCAGUAUAGUUUAUUUGAAGAGCUUAACAUUUCACACGGUAACAUCAGGCUUUCUCUGUGAGAUCUAGGCUCCCGUUUUGUGUGAGAGAAACUUUGAGAUGCUAAUAGCGUUAAUAUUCCUUCUUUUUACAAUUUGUAACUCCAAAGUUAUGUAAAACAUGAGCAUAUUUCUAUACAAAUAAACACAAGUUUUAAAUGUG
This is a messenger RNA of Pleuronectes platessa (European plaice), 2293 nucleotides long. RefSeq names its product family with sequence similarity 53 member B (gene fam53b). The record is from RefSeq and is a predicted model, not a curated record. Gene Ontology annotation, cellular component: nucleus. Lineage: Eukaryota; Metazoa; Chordata; Actinopteri; Pleuronectiformes; Pleuronectidae. Gene Ontology annotation, biological process: protein import into nucleus; positive regulation of canonical Wnt signaling pathway. The transcript has 5 exons. Bases 309 to 1547 code for a protein of 412 amino acids.